Exophiala viscosa is the source of this 816-nucleotide messenger RNA. RefSeq lists its product as uncharacterized. Gene Ontology annotation, biological process: regulation of DNA-templated transcription. The transcript is spliced from 5 exons. Gene Ontology annotation, molecular function: zinc ion binding; DNA-binding transcription factor activity, RNA polymerase II-specific. NCBI's taxonomy places the organism in Eukaryota, Fungi, Ascomycota, Eurotiomycetes, Chaetothyriales, Herpotrichiellaceae. The record is from RefSeq and is a predicted model, not a curated record. Bases 100 to 537 code for a protein of 145 amino acids.
CAUCCACCCCGCAUCGACUCGAUGGCGUCUUCCUGCUGUCUUCCUUGCCCAUCAUUCAGCCGGAAACAUGUUCGAUUCCGAGCAUCUGCGUGAUCAACAAUGCAAAGUGAAGGCAUCGCGAGAGACAAUGGUCUCAAGAGACGACGUGUUUCGAUUGCCUGCUCAGCUUGCCGUGCACGAAAAUCUCGGUGCAACGGCGAGCGGCCCAAAUGCAGUAGCUGCGACUCUCAUGGGUACGAAUGUACAUACGAGCAACCUCUGAGCUCGGCUCCGGAUGGGUACAUAGGUGCAAGCAGACCUUCAAAAUUCCUCGAAGCUCGCGUAGCGGAUCUAGAGGAAGUGGUACAAAGCCUCAGAUCUGAUGAACCAGGCUUGGGCAGACUUCCGGCCCUGGAUCGCAGAAAGGAUGACCUCCACACCAUAGGAAGGCUUUCGGACAGUUUACCCAGGGCCUAUGGCGGAAACGUGGACGCAUUAGCAUCUAUCAUGCUUACGGAGAAUAAUGACUGCCGCGACGAAACGCCUCAUUUUGAUUAGUGCCGCAUUUGUCUGGUAGCGGACAUGGGCAAGACCCGUCGGCGCCGACAGAAGCCUACAACAACCGUCAUCCCGUAGCGAUGUCGCCGGAUCUAGACGGAACCACGAUACAUGGAUCGAGGCCGAACGUCGACAUCGAUGCCGAUCCGUACCAAAUGCCGCCUAUAACGGAGACGGAAAAUCUGCUUCACGUGCACUUCUCCACCAUCAUCUUUUCGUUCCCUGCCUGGAUGAACACGGGUUUCUUAGCACAAAUCUUGUCGAGGAGGGGCUCAAUAU